CCCUGCCAGCCCAGCACCGUGCUGACACCUCCCCUGCGCCGCUCUCGGGGGCCGGUGCUGGCAAGCCUUUCCCCAGCCUCUUCGUUAGCGCUGCCUGCGGUUGCGGCUUGGGCAGGGAUCUGGCAGGGAAAAGCGGAGCUCCCGGGGGGGGGGGGGUAAACACGCCUGUGCCAGCUCACCUGAGCAAGGUCUCUGUUCCCCACGGCCGUUUGGGGGUCCUCGGGGGGCUCCCACCAGGUCUGGUGCUACUGGGGGCCACCCUUGUCACAAGGCGCCACUGUCCCUGGCCCCAUGCGGGACUCUGGUCCCUGCCAGGCGUCUCCCUUCGGUGUGGCUCUGAUUAGUUUAAAGUCUGCGCGUUAUCACACCCCCCCCAGCCCCGGGGCUCAUAAAAUCUCGCCAGGACGGAGACACCGCCACUGCCGUCCUCGCUGCCUGCUCCCGGCCAGCCCCAUGGGCUCCGCUUCCUUCUUGAAGAGGGCCCAGGCUCUGCUCCGCGUGCGGAACCAACUGACACGCGAGUGCCUGGCGGAGCUGCUGGCUGUCUUUGUGCUCAUGCUGAUCACCCUGGGGGGCUCAGCACAGAUGGUCACCAGCUCGGGGACGAAGGGGAACUUCCUCACCGCCUACCUGGCGGGCGCCCUGGCCGUCAUGGUGGCCGUCUACACGGCAGGAGGAGUCUCCGGGGCCCACCUGAACCCGGCGUUCUCCUUCGCCAUGUGCCUGCUGGAGCAGUUUCCCUGGUGGAAGUUGCCCAUCUUUGUGGCCGUGCAGACCGCGGGAGCCUUCAUCGCCGCCGGAGCCGUCUACGCCCUCUACUACGAUGCCAUCCAGCACUACAGCAACGGGACCCUCACCACCACCGGUCCCCGGGAGACCGCGUCCAUCUUCGCCACCUACCCCGCUGACUACCUCUCCCUCUCCAACGGCUUCUUGGACCAGGUGAUGGGCACGGCGCUGCUGAUCGUGGGUGUCCUGGCCAUCCUGGACACCCGCAACAAGGGUGUCCCCAAGGGUUUGGAGCCGGUGGCCGUGGCCCUGCUGGUGUUCUCCAUCGAGGUCUCCAUGGGCUCCAACUGCGGUUGCCCCAUGAAUCCCGCGCGGGAUUUUGGCCCCCGGCUCUUCACCUACGUGGCGGGUUGGGGCACCGAGGUCUUCAGCAGGGGCAAUGGGUGGUGGUGGGUGCCGGUGGUGGCACCGCUGCUGGGGGCCGCGGUGGGCUCGGCCCUUUACCAGCUCCUCGUGGCUUUCCACCACCCGGCGGAGGAGGGGGACCCCCCGGCCCAGCAGAGCUGCCUGGUCCUCACCAACGCCACCAUCCCCCCAGACACCGAGCAGGCACCGGGGGAGAAGGAUGCCGGGGGGGAUGCUGCCCCAGAAGUGAUGCUGGGGACCCCCUCGCCACCGCCAGCUGGCAGCAGGGUCCCCCCCGCCGUCGCCCUCACACCAUUAAAGGAGCCCUGAGACUGCAGGUGUCGUGUCCAGACAUGGGUGACAGCCCCCCACCCCGGUGGGGACAGAGCGGGCCAGGCCUGGCAGCAGGGGGGGGACCCCGGCCUGGGGUGCAUGUGCAGCUGG
Molecule: messenger RNA, 1578 nt
Organism: Falco peregrinus (peregrine falcon)
Lineage: Eukaryota; Metazoa; Chordata; Aves; Falconiformes; Falconidae
Gene: AQP10
Product: aquaporin 10
Biological process (GO): water transport; glycerol transmembrane transport
Cellular component (GO): basolateral plasma membrane; plasma membrane
Molecular function (GO): glycerol channel activity; urea transmembrane transporter activity; water channel activity
Source: RefSeq, a predicted model, not a curated record